UCCAGCACGCGACCAUGAAGGCCCCGACUACCGCUGCUCUGCUCGUCGCUCUUACCGCAACGGCCGCCCAGGCUCGUCCGGUUGUCGACGAUCGGUAUCCCUAUACCGGUCCCGCAGUCCCUGUGGGCGAUUGGGUCGAUCCUACGGUCAAUGGCAAUGGCAAGGGCUUCCCGCGUCUGGUCGAGCCUCCUGCGGUGAAACCCAAGUCGGCCAAUCCAAGCAAUAAUGUCAACGUUAUUUCAGUGUCGUAUUUGCCGCGUGGUAUGAACAUUCACUACCAGACCCCCUUUGGCUUGGGUGAGGCGCCUUCCGUUCGCUGGGGAAAGAAUCCUCACCACCUGGACAAGGUUGCCUAUGGGUCAACCCACACCUACGAUCGGACCCCUUCUUGCUCCGAAGUCAAGGCGGUCACCCAGUGCAGUCAAUUCUUCCACGAGGUCAGCCUCGAGAAGCUUGACGCUGGUAAGACUUACUACUACCAGAUCCCCGCCGCCAAUGGGACCACCGAGUCCGAAGUCUUGAGCUUCAAAACUGCCCAAAAGGCCGGAGACAAACAGCCAUUUACCGUAGCUGUGCUCAAUGAUAUGGGCUACACCAAUGCCCAGGGAACCCAUAAGCAUCUCAUGAAGGCGGCCGAGGAGGGAGCCGCUUUCGCCUGGCACGGCGGUGACAUCAGUUAUGCAGAUGAUUGGUACUCUGGUAUCUUGCCUUGUGCCGAUGACUGGCCCGUCUGCUACAAUGGCACCAGCACCGAGCUCCCAGGGGGCGGCGCCAUUCCCAAGGAGUACAAGACGCCACUCCCCGCUGGCGAGGUUGCCAACCAAGGAGGUCCCCAAGGAGGAGAUAUGAGUGUCCUGUACGAGUCCAACUGGGAUCUCUGGCAACAGUGGCUGAGCCCCGUCACGACCAAGAUUCCUUACAUGGUCAUGCCUGGAAAUCACGAGGCUGCCUGUGCCGAGUUCGAUGGUCCCGGCAAUACUUUGACUGCUUAUCUCAACCACGAUAUUUCCAACGGCACUGCUGCUAAAGCCAACCUCACCUAUUACAGCUGUCCUCCUUCUCAGAGAAAUUUCACUGCGUACCAGCACCGUUUCCAUAUGCCCGGAGACGAGACUGGUGGUGUUAGCAACUUCUGGUACUCCUUCGACUACGGCCUGGCCCAUUUUGUUUCUAUCGAUGGCGAGACCGAUUACGCCGACAGCCCCGAAUGGGCCUUCCAAGAAGAUGUCACCGGCGAUGAGAAGCUUCCUACCGCUUCUGAAACGUACAUUACCGACAGUGGCCCCUUCGGCCCCGUUGAUGGUAGUUUCAAGGACACCAGGUCGUACGCUCAGUACAAGUGGCUCAAGAACGAUCUGGCCUCUGUUGACCGUAAGAAGACACCCUGGGUGUUCGUCAUGAGCCACCGACCCAUGUACAGCUCCGCCUAUUCUUCCUAUGAGAAGCACAUUCGCGAUGCCUUUGAAGGUCUUUUGCUUGAGUACGGUGUUGAUGCUUAUUUCUCUGGUCACAUUCACUGGUAUGAGCGUAUGUGGCCUCUUGGUGCCAAUGGCACUAUUGAUCGCCAGUCCAUUAUCGACAAGAAUACCUACCGCGCCAACAACGGCAAGUCGGUCACCCAUGUUGUCAAUGGCAUGGCCGGAAACAUCGAAAGCCACAGCGUGCUCAGCAAGGGCCAAAGCCUGGCCAACAUCACCGCCCUCCUGGACACCACUCACUAUGGUUUCAGUAAGUUGACUGUCGUCAGUGAAACCGCUGCCAAGUGGGAGUUUAUCCGAGGCGAUGAUGGCUCCCUUGGGGAUUACCUGAUGCUUGUUAAGGAUGCCCCUGCUCACGGAGGCCAUGGCUCAAAGCCCGGACACCCUGGCGAGCCUCAAGGUUGCGCUGCUCCUAAUUAAAUAACAUUCAUGUCAGCGCAUUGGGCAGUAGAUCACCCUUUGUAAUAUAAACCCCAAGGUUCUCCGUUUAUUCAUGCCUGUUUAAUGUGUGAGGGUUAGCUUCUAAUUGUUGAUCAGCUAGUGGUCAUGAGAUUUUAAUAAAUGUAUCUAGAAUACAUCUCUUUACCUCCCACCUAUUAUGUAUGGGUGCACGUUUAGGAAUUUAUC
This is a messenger RNA of Aspergillus ochraceoroseus IBT 24754, 2105 nucleotides long. RefSeq names its product purple acid phosphatase family protein. The transcript has 4 exons. Lineage: Eukaryota; Fungi; Ascomycota; Eurotiomycetes; Eurotiales; Aspergillaceae. The coding region runs from base 15 to 1898 and encodes 627 amino acids. Gene Ontology annotation, molecular function: metal ion binding; acid phosphatase activity. The record is from RefSeq and is a predicted model, not a curated record.